Molecule: messenger RNA, 1926 nt
Organism: Cutaneotrichosporon cavernicola
Lineage: Eukaryota; Fungi; Basidiomycota; Tremellomycetes; Trichosporonales; Trichosporonaceae
Exons: 3
Coding region: 1-1926 (641 amino acids)
Biological process (GO): DNA recombination; DNA repair
Molecular function (GO): ATP binding; DNA ligase (ATP) activity
Source: RefSeq, a predicted model, not a curated record
AUGCUUCGAACGGCUACGCGCAUGCGCGGGCUGCUCGGCACUCAUCCACCACUCGGUUCCAUUGCACGCUCCCGCCUCCCUACCCUGCGACCCGCCACACCAUUAGCAUUUCCACUUCCUAACGACACCCCAGCCCUCGCCCGACAAAAGACCACUGUGGCAGCGGACCAACUCGACAGUGCGCAUAAGGCUGAAACCGCACUUGUGGACAAGGACGAUGACGCAACGAGUGCGGCAGUACGCGAACAGAUCCGACGUGCCGGAAUGAUGAUGGAGCGUGUCGGACAGGAGAGCAGCAGCGUUAGCAAAAAGGCUGUUGUGACCGAGUUCCCCGACUUGAAGGAGCUGCUCAAAUACGUCCUUGAUACGCAAGGCGUCUCCAAUUUCGAUGUUACGGUCGCGGGAUUUGAAAAGUACCUCCAGACGGACGCGUACGCGAAGAGGACGCGGCAGCGGAAAAAGGCCAAGCCAAUGCCCAACUUGUUGUCUCUGUUCCGUGCACUGUCGGAGCGCCAACUCACUGGCCACUCUGCGCGUGCGGCAGUUGCCCAGUUUCUCCUUCACCACGGGAUCAUGGAGAAUGAGAAGGACCUGCAGAACCCCGAUUACAUCGUGUUCGGCCGUCUGCUGACCCGCCGUCUCAACUGUGGUCUGGGAUACGCCCUACUAUCCCAAAUUAAGUGGAACUCUGGAGCAGACCAGUCACGAUCUGCCCGAGCAAAGGCCAAAGCGCGGGCCGCUGGGAGUUCAAGGGGAGCCCAGAAACCGGAACCUGAAUCCUUACCGGAGGGGGAAGACGGCGGCGUGUACUUGGAUCGCAUCUCGCGAGAGGAGCUGCCCAUCGUCGGCGGCCCCAAGCCAUUCAGCGUCGCUCUCGGCCAGAGCACGGAACCGCCCUUUACUAAGAUCUUUGACGGUGGGGAAUGGUACGUAUCGCGCAAGCUUGACGGAGUGCGCUGCAUCACGUACCUUGACUUUCUUGUUCCGCGGGCCGGCGAGCCAUGGCUCGUCGAUGUGCGCUUCCGCUCUCGCUCGGGGAAGGACUUUACGUCACUGGAGAAUCUCGGGAAAGACAUCCGGGACAACAUUCGGGGCUUCCCGGGCUUGAGGGAGCUGGUGCUCAGCGACAGUGCCGUUGUUGCCAACGACGGGCGUCGGCGGUUAGUCCUCGACGGCGAGGUGUGCGUCAUGCGACCCCUCACAAAAGACGAGGCAGUAAAAGUCGACCACGGCACUGCUGGCCCUCUGUGGGAGGACAACGGGCUGACGGAGGACUUUCGUGCCACCGUAUCCCAGGUGAAGAAAAAGUACGAUGCGGUCCGGUUCCCUGCGUACUUUUUGUUUGACGUGCUCCUCUGGUCCGACUUUGCCGGAGCAUCCACGGCCGAGAGGCAGAACUUUGUGGAUCGGCAGCGGCACGUCCAGGAGCUCGGAAACUGGCUCUCACGCGACCAGGAGAAGAGGGGUCUCGUCCGUCCCCUUCUCCAACGGAGAAUUGAGAGUCCCGAGCAGCUGGGUGAGAUGGUCGAACGUGCGGCGCGCGAGGGAUGGGAAGGCCUGGUUUUGCGAAAGGACACCAAGUACAAGGGUUCCCGAAGUUCGGACGUGCUCAAGUACAAGCAGUGGCAGGACGCUGAGUACGAGGUCGUCGACAUUGAAACUUCUGUUCAGCGCCUGUCGGUGAACGGUGCGUACGGCGAGUACGAAGCGCUUGCUGCUGUCAUCAUCGAGCAUAAGGGCCACCGCGUGGCUGUGGGCUCGGGUUUCACAACGAUGCAGCGGCUGCAGUUUCGGCGGCGAGAGAACAUUGUGGGUAAGACCAUGACGGUCGAGUACUUUGGUGAGAGUGAGGUGCCCGGACGUGAAGGCAAGAGCCUGCGCUUCCCCCGGGUAAAGGCGCUUUACGAGGGCGCACGGGAGGUGUAA